This is a messenger RNA of Ordospora pajunii, 219 nucleotides long. RefSeq lists its product as uncharacterized. Lineage: Eukaryota; Fungi; Microsporidia; Ordosporidae. The coding region runs from base 1 to 219 and encodes 72 amino acids. The record is from RefSeq and is a predicted model, not a curated record. The transcript has a single exon.
AUGUGCAGAGGCGCAUGUGUCAAAGCACUUCUAUCUCUUUCGCUAACACCAGCUGGAAAGACAAUAGACAGUUUUACUCAGGACAUGAAGCUUGUUAAAAGCAAUCCAGAACUUCUACAGACAUUUUAUGACUAUGUUUCUGAAAAGUACGGAAUCAAAUGCGAAGCAGGCGUUGCAUUGGUUGAGAAAAUGACAAUCACAAAUAGAUUCAACGAGUAA